AUGGAAGCCUUGACAGCGAUUGGCUUGAUUGCCAAUAUCGUCCAGUUUGUCGACCUCGGCGCAAAGCUUAUCGGCUCUGCGAAGGAGAUGCGCGACUCUGCCAGCGGCAUGACGGUGGAGAACAAGAGCUUGGAGGAAGUUACCAUCGAGAUGCGCGAUCUCACGUCGAGGCUGGAUCCACCUACCACGAAAGCGAAAAGCGACGACGAAAAAGCCCUCCGUCGGUUAGCUCAAGAGUGUCGCGAGCUGUCAGACCAGAUCCUCCGCCUUCUGAAGAAGGUUGCCCCCAGCAAGCCGAAUUCAACCCUUCGUUAUAUGCGAUCUGCGUUCAAGAAUAUCAAGUACAAGGACGAAAUGAGAGAACUCGAGGAUAAGCUAGCAAAAUGCCGUGACCAGCUGCAUCUACAGUUCAGCAAAUUGACCAGUUUGGAAGUGCAAGGGCAACUUCACGCUCUUGCAACGCUUGCGCAUACGAACGAUGGUAUGCUGAGAACGAUGGAGCAGCAAAUGAAACGACUCCGUCAAGGUACAUGUGUUGCUUCACUGAGUGUCGAGGCCCAAGAUCAGAUCAAAACCCUUCUGGGACUGACCAGAUUGACUUUAGAAGGAAAAGCAGCACAUAAUAUUUUGAGUUCACUCGCCUUCGAUGAGAUGCGGACGAGGGCCGAAACCAUACAAGAGGAGCAUUGCGAUACGUUUCGAUGGAUUGUGGACCCAAAUGCCGAGGUGGAUGACACUACUCUGGCAAGCAACGCACGUGAGCUUUAUUUAUCAUGGCUUUCCAGAGGCCGUGGUAUAUUUCAUGUCGCUGGGAAGCUAGGAUCCGGGAAGUCCACACUCAUGAAAUUCCUGUUCGAUCAUCCUGAGACACAACAGCAACUGCUAAAGUGGGCAGGUGAAGCAAAACUUGUCGUGAUCAACCACUUCUUCUGGAAACCUGGAAAGCAGUCGUUACAGAAGUCGUUCAAUGGAAUGAUGCGAACUCUUCUUUUUGAUCUUUUGGAUGCCCAUCCAGAAUUGACCAAGAUCGCGUUCCCAGGUGCCUGGGCGCGCAUGACGGAAGAGGACAAGUUCUCGGAGUUCAGGAUCCCGAUGUCGCUACAAAUAACCCUCGAUGCCCUAUUAGCUCUCCUAAAUGACGAGGCUGUUCAGAGAUCUUAUCGGUUCUGUUUCUUCAUCGAUGCCUUGGACGAGUUUGAAGAUUCCCCCCAGCACGAUGAUAGGUAUAUGGUCGACGCACUUCGCUCUUGGGUCCAAACUUCACCGAACACCAUCAAGCUAUGCGUAUCCAGUCGAGAACAUAACGUGUUCGUGAACGCAUUCGCUGAUGGCCCAAGGAUCCGGUUGCAGGAACUGACUAGGCACGAUAUGGAAUGUUUCACCCGGUCAAAGCUCGGAUCUAUACCUGAAGCCGCCAUUCGGGAGCGCCUCACACACGACAUCGUCGACAGAUCGGACGGUAUAUUCCUUUGGGUUGUUCUCGUCAUCAAGCAGCUCCGCCAAGCUUUGGAAGAUGGUCGCGACACAUCGUCUUUCGAGGAGGAGUUGGCGACGCUCCCUACCGAGCUGGAAGAAUUAUUCGAGCAUCUCCUCAAAUCUAUACCAAAAUCGCAGCGAAAGAAAGCGUCUCAGAUCUUUUCUAUGGUACAGGAACACGAGACUCUGCCGAUCAAACUAUCGUUGCUAUCUUGCCUGCACUUGGAUACAUAUCAGGCGGAUCAGCAGGAGAAAUUCGCAACGAAGCGGCUCUCUGCAUUACCCAGCCUGAACAUGCAGGAUGAAUACGAACUACAUACAUGGUCAAAACAGCUCGGACACUACUACAAGGCUAUUGUAAAGGACUAG
Messenger RNA from Alternaria novae-zelandiae, 1845 nucleotides. RefSeq lists its product as uncharacterized. The transcript is spliced from 4 exons. The record is from RefSeq and is a predicted model, not a curated record. Lineage: Eukaryota; Fungi; Ascomycota; Dothideomycetes; Pleosporales; Pleosporaceae. Bases 1 to 1845 code for a protein of 614 amino acids.